AUGUCUUCAACGACAGGAGACUCGAAACCAAUAGCUCGUCCACCACAACUAUACAGGGUCUCGACUCAUGCCACUUACCAAGUCACAAGUCCACCUACAUCAGCCUCAACCUCUACCUUCAAAGGCCCUACUCUUUCUCAUACUCAAACACCUUCUUUACACGACCGCAAAGCUCCACUCCCUCUUAACCUUGCAACGAAAGACACUGAUCAUUCUGAACUUCUCUUUCCACAACCAAGUAUAACUUCACCGGCAACUGUAGGUUUGCCACCUCCGAUUUUAAGCCCAUAUGGUUUGAAUCCUCCAUCCCCUUCAGGCAGUCGUCGAGCGUCAGGAUCUACAACACAACUAGCCAUUCCAAUUUCAAUCGUUCAACGUAAAUCUCUGACGGAAAUUACAGUAUUCACAUCGGAACAAUAUCGAUCUUUGAAACAUUUUUGUUCGGAUAAAACCAUAGCUAUUGACGACAGCGAGACGUGGGAAUCUAUGCUUAGCGUGCAGAAGUUUCCCGUGAUCGAUCCUGGACAAGAUGCCUUUGAUAUUGACAUGGCUACUGUGAGCUUGGCUAUCGAAUUGGUAUCUAACAACAGAAAGACAAAAAACUUUAACACGCUUCUUCAACACACGUUGAAUCAAAUGUAUCGUUUAUUGAAUCAAGAUUUCACGGGAGAGGUUCCCGUAGAAGCAUAUAAUUCACUCUUCUUGGUGCAUAUAUUCGUCAAACAGUUUAUUUGCAGUUUAACUGGUGAUGAAAUCCACUGCCAUUUUGAAGCGCGUAACAAUGCUGGCGGCUCCGAAUCUUUUGCGGAUGAACAUGAGCAAAAUAUUAAUAAUUUUUCGAUUGAUCCAAAAAUUCUUCAUGAUUCGCGUCCUAUGGCUGAGCAGCUACUGGAUGCCUUAAUUUCCGUCAUUUUAUACUUGAAUCCGGUUGCGAGCGCUACGGCUUAUGAAUACUACCAAGAAUGUCUGAAUACUUUCGUGAUUCUCGUAUCAACACAAUUGCAUCAACUAUCAGCAUCAUGUGGCGACAACUAUUUUCUCGCUAUCUUAUUCUCCAAGUUUAGUCAUCUUAUCAACGACUUAACCAACCGCUUAGUGACCAAUUUAAUUGAGCAAAAGUCAAUGCCGCCUGUAUCGACAAACGUCGUGUACAACGCAUACUCUUAUUUGUUUUCGUCCAAAUCACCCACCGCAUUAUCAUUAGAUCCACACCCUGUACCGGAAAGAAGUUUUAUUCUUUUAUUACUCUUGGCUGUACAGCCGGGUGAAUUUGGUGGUAAGGGUGGCAAUGAGUUUAGGAAUUCCAUAGCAAGACUGAAGGACGAACUGGGUUCCAAAGACCAAGACAGUGCGAUCUCAUUUCGACUGCUAUAUCGAGUAAUCUACCAGCAACUACCGUCAGAAGAAAUAUGUCUCUUGUUUUAUUUAUUAAUGAUUGAAAACAAUGAAUUCAAAGCAUAUGUUUUAUCUCGUUCCGAUCCUGAAAUAUUCCUGCUACCAAUACUCCGUCUGCUCUACGAAGCGAUUGAGAGAAGACCCAAUUAUCCCCAAGUCUAUAUUUGUCUAGCUAUUUUGCUUAUUUUCAGUGAAGACAAUGUGUUCAACGAAAACAUCCAGAAAGUUUUAUGUCAACAGCAAAUACCAUAUCAGUCGUGGCUUACAGAGAGACUGUUGAAGCAAAUAUCGCUUGGAGGAUUGGUUUAUCUUGUGCUAAUACGGAUGAUUCAACUCAAUCUUACUUCUCAUCGGGACUUAUACAUACAUACUCACUGCAUAGCCAUACUUGCGAACAUAGCAAGUACUGUUACCGAUAUCCAACCUUAUGUAGCUCAGAGAAUUGUCAACUUGUUUGACAUAGUUACCAAAAAAUACCAAAAGUUGCGAACUAGAGCACGAGAAGCGAAUAAUGAUGACAACCAGGUUGACUAUAUAAUAUAUGGCGACUUGGUUUGCUUGAUCCUUGAGAUCAUAAAUUCGAUUCUCACACGACGGUUAGCACAAAACCCACAACUUAUUUAUUCGCUUCUCCAUAAAAAGGAUACGUUCUUACGAUUCCAAAAGUAUAAGAGAUUUUCCGAAUUAAUUGAUAAUGUUGAUAAUGUUAUAUCUUACUUCCAUAUACGUAUAGCUGAGGCAAACUUGCGUGCACCGUCAACUGAAGAAGUAACAGAAAUAAUACAGACUGCCACAAGAACGUGGCCACCUGGGAGACUGAAAGAUUCUCCCGAUUUAAAGUUCAAAUAUAGUGAAGGUUCGGAUUCUCACGAGUUCUUUUGCCCGUAUGUCUGGUCGAUCAUAUAUCGACGCAUGUGGACUUACUGGGACGAGGAGAAGGCAAGGAUUAUUAGAGAUUACGUUAUUUCUGAUGACGAGUCGAACGAAGUAGACGACAUAUCCAGCACAAUAUCCACUGUUUAG
This is a messenger RNA of Paraglomus occultum, 2418 nucleotides long. The record is from the annotation of a GenBank genome assembly. NCBI's taxonomy places the organism in Eukaryota, Fungi, Glomeromycota, Glomeromycetes, Paraglomerales, Paraglomeraceae.